Molecule: messenger RNA, 3355 nt
Organism: Aegilops tauschii subsp. strangulata
Lineage: Eukaryota; Viridiplantae; Streptophyta; Magnoliopsida; Poales; Poaceae
Biological process (GO): proteolysis
Molecular function (GO): aspartic-type endopeptidase activity
Source: RefSeq, a predicted model, not a curated record
UACGCAGGAGAUUACUAAACCGAAAAAUCCAAGUGCAUAAAGCUAUUGACAGUUCUCGAUUUUCAGGCAAACACAGUCUAGUUAGCAACUGGCGUCAUGAAAUAGAACCAUUAGUUGCUUAGUCGCCAAUUCCAGAUGGCAUCUGUACUCCCUAGCGUCGAAUUACAUAAAACCGAGUAACACAAAAUUUUUGGUUGUUGUUCUAUGUUUUUCUAUGCCAUACUUAUUUUACAGCUGCAGUAAGAAAUUAGUUAGAUAAAAAAAUUGUCACGCCCGUGGAGCCCAACGUCAGCCCACGCGGGGCCCAGCAGAACGAGUCAAGGCCCAAAAGGAGAAUGAAGCCCAACAAGUGGUUCGACCCAGCGAGUUGGGAGCUGUGACUGAUAAAGGAGCAGAGGGCCGUCGAGUAGAGGCAUCGAGAUUAUAAUAGGCUAAAGCACUUUCUCCCCAACCACUCUGCUUCUCUCCUGUUCCUCCGCUCCCAAAUCCCCAAUUCCUCUCCUCAAACCCUGAGAUUUCCCUGGAGAUGAUGAACUAGAUCGAUGUUGGGAGUGUGACAUAUGGUAUCAGAUUUGCCGGAUUAUCUACAGAAGCCCACUUUCUCCACGCGUCAACAACCCCACGCCCUCGAGAUGGAGCAGCGCGUCGAAGAUCUGGCGGCCUCACUCAAGGCCAUCCAAGAGCAGAACGCCGCUAUCAUGAAGGCGGUGGCGGCAUCCACCGCUCUCUUUGAGGAGAUUUGGCCCGCCGUCGCCGAUCUGGCGGCCUGGAGGCCGUCCUUGGAGAAAUCCGUGGCGGAUCUGCAGCAAGAGUUGGGGGGUGUGCGCCAGGAACUCAAUCUGGUGGCAAGAAUCCUGUGCUGAAACUCAAGCCCACGCAGUUCCCUCCUCUUCUUCCACAACCCAGUGGCGCCCCAUCCAACAGCGGCGGCAGCCUCACCAACACCAACGGGCCCGAUGGCCACCGCGUCGACACAUCUCACCGGGGGUUCGGGAAUGGGGUGGUGACCACCCUUGUUCCGCCUCCGGGCAAUGGUACGUUCCAGUCCACAGAGCUCUUCCAUACUGAUAGGCAUGCGCGGCCGCCGGGGCGGUCUCCCUUGCGGGGCUCGUCCCGAUCUGGUAGUCCUCGGCCGUCCCGCUCUAGGAGUCCUUUUCAUCACCGGUCGCAGGUCACCCCCCGUCCUAAGAUGGAUUUUCCGUCGUUUUGGGGUGAGCGGCCCCGCAGUUGGAAGCGCAACUGUGAGUCCUACUUCAGGAUCUUUCAUUUGGAUCCCGAGUUGUGGGUCGAUACGGCCGCUAUGCAUUUCACUGGAGCGGCAAUGGUGUGGCUUGAGAACAAUGAGUUCCAUCUUAGUAAGAUGGAAUGGGAAAAGUUCUGCACCAUUGUCUGCGAUCAAUUUGAACGCAAUGAGUUCUCUGGUUUACUUCGUCAGUUAUUUCAUCUGCGUCAAAGUGAGUCAGUGUCUGAGUACACCACCAAAUUCAACGAACUCAUGCAUGCCCUUUUGGCCCACAGUACCACUUGGGACCCUGCGUUGUUUCCUUCUCGUUUUGUAGAUGGUCUCAAGGAUAAAAUUCGUGUUGUUGUUCUAGUGCACAAUCCAAAAGAUCUGGAUACUGCUGUUUCCCUGGCUUACCUGCAGGAAGAAGCGCUGGAGAUAUCGAAACGCAAAGAGGGCCGGCGUUCCGACAAUGGGGUGGUCAAUCGCUCUCAUCUUCGGGGGGCAAUGCCACUGCCACCUCCUCCUGGCAGACCUCCACCAACACCACCAGCCAUCGGCGACGGGUCACGCCCCGCGAGUGCAGAAGGUGCACGGGGGGCCAACUCGGUGGAAGAGCGCCUCACUACUCUUCGAGCCUAUCGCCGAGCACGAGGUCUGUGUUAUAUGUGUGGGGAGAAGUGGAGCCGCGAUCACAAGUGUGCAGCAGCGGUCCAACUCCAUGUGGUGCAGGAAAUGUUUGAGGUGUUAGGCAUGUCAUCCAGGGAAAAUCAAGAGGCUGUGUCUGAUACAUCCAGUGAGUGUCACACAAUUUCCAAAGCAGCUCUGGAAGGGUCGGUCGCUCCUCGGACAAUUAGAUUGCAAGGGAAGUUACAAUCUCAGCAAGUGCUCAUGUUAGUCGAUUCGGGCAGCUCGCACAGUUUUAUCAGCUCAGUGUUGGCAGCAAAGCUACAGGGGGUAAGGCACUCACCUAAAGCCUUGAAGGUGAAAAUAGCAGAUGGGGGGCAGCUGUUGUGCAACCAGGAGAUUACCAGGUGCAGUUGGUCUGUUCAAGGGCACAAGUUUUGCACUGAUCUGAAAGUCCUUCCAUUGGGAUGUUAUGAUAUGAUCAUCGGCAUGGACUCGCUGGAAGAACACAGUCCCAUGGACGUGCAUUGGGGGCAGAAACACAUGUCCUUUGACCAUCAUGGCAAGCGCAUUACCCUGAGAGGAGUGCAACCCAAGAUGGAUGAUUGUCACCCAGUAUCAGUGGAACAAUUGCACUUCCUGAUGGCUCACAAUGACAUACACCAGUUAGUUCAAUUGCAGACGGUGUCUGAUCAGAAAGAGGGUGGGGGUGAACUGGAAAUUCCACCUGAAAUUGCUGAAUUAUUAGUGCAAUUUGAGUCACUGUUCCAAGACCCCACGGGCUUGCCUCCAGCACGCCCCUUUGACCAUAAAAUCCCUUUGAUUCCCGGUGCUCAGCCUGUCAACAUCCGACCUUAUCGAUACAACCCUUUCCAAAAGGACGAAAUUGAGAGGCAAGUAAAAGAGAUGUUGCGCCAAGGGAUCAUACAGGAGAGUUACAGCCCGUAUGCCUCACCCGUACUCUUGGUUCAGAAAAAGGAUCUGUCAUGGCGAUUCUGUGUGGAUUACCGACACCUCAACGCUAUCACGGUCAAGAACCGGUUCCCAAUGCCGGUGGUCGAGGAGCUCUUGGAUGAGUUAGCGGGGGCAGUAUGGUUUACAAGCUUGGAUCUCAAGGCAGGCUACCAUCAGAUUAGGAUGGCGCCUGAAGAUGUGUUCAAAACGGCCUUCAAAACCCACCUUGGGCUGAAUUCAAAGUCAUGUCGUAUGGGCUUGCUUAUGCUCCCGGAACAUUCCAAGGAAUGAUGAAUUUUGUGUUGUCACCACUGAUUCGCAAGGGGGUGUUGGUAUUUGUGGAUGAUAUCCUAGUCUACAGCCAUACAUUAAGGGCUCAUGUCCAGCUUCUUCGAAGGGUGUUUGAAUUGUUGAAGGAACAUCAGUUGAAAGUCAAAAGAUCCAAGUGUAAAUUUGCCCAGCGGGAACUAACCUAUCUAGGCCAUGUCAUCAGUGUUGGAAAUAUGCCCUAGAGGCAAUAAUAAAAUGGUUAUUAUUAUAUUUCCUUGUUCA